This is a messenger RNA of Anopheles cruzii, 955 nucleotides long. It is a transcript of the gene BCAS2, whose product is annotated as pre-mRNA-splicing factor SPF27. Bases 91 to 729 code for a protein of 212 amino acids. Lineage: Eukaryota; Metazoa; Arthropoda; Insecta; Diptera; Culicidae. Gene Ontology annotation, biological process: mRNA processing. The transcript is spliced from 2 exons. The record is from RefSeq and is a predicted model, not a curated record. Gene Ontology annotation, cellular component: precatalytic spliceosome; catalytic step 2 spliceosome; Prp19 complex.
UUUAUUCUCUAAAACUCGGAACGUUUGUUUUUGAGUUUUAAUGUUUAAACGACGCACCGUCUAGAUAGUUCCUGCUAAUUUCGUAAAACAAUGGCCGGUGAAGUGUUGGUUGAUGCCCUGCCGUACAUUGAUCUCGGUUAUGAUGAUCCCGGCGUCCGAGAAGCGGCUAUCGCAAUGGUGGAGGAAGAAUGCCGGCGUUACCGGCCGACGAAAAACUACCUGGAGCAUCUGCCGCCCCAAGCUACCACUGCAUUCGAGACCGAGCUGAUGGCGGCCGAGUUCGAGCGCAUCCAGAACCGAUUACCGAUGGAACCGCUGAGCAUGAAGCGGUACGAGCUACCACCGCCACCGGCCGGCAAAAUGAACGAGGUGUCAGCGUGGACGGAAAGUGUGGACAAUUCGAUGGCCCAGCUCGAGCACCAAGCCGUACGGGCCAUGAACCUGGAGCUGAUGUCGGAGUACGGAUGCGAGAUGUGGAAAUCCUACCUCGAAACACUGGUAGCGAUGCAGGCCAAGUGUCAAGCGCGCCUGGCGGAAGUGAAGAAGGAAAUACAGGACGUGAACUGGGGUCGAAAAACGAAGCAAACGCAGGGAGGUGAAAAGCUGCGCUCACUCGAAGCUCAGUGGGUCAUGCUGGUGUCGAAGAACUAUGAAAUUGAGCAAGCCUGUGCCAAGCUAGAGGAGAAAAUCUAUCAAAAGAAUAUGGAGCUGAAUAUCUCGCAAAAAUAAAUUAGAUUCGUAAUUACCUUAGUUGUUAGUUUUUCGAGGUUGUUUUGGAAAACCACACAUCGAUCUGCGAAACAAAUUCACCACAAAUUGUUACUCUCUUUCUGCUACAGUGUUGUUUUCAGAAAAUUUAUUCUUUUUUACACAACUACAUCAGUGGCUACUUUUACACCGACAACUAAACAUACAAACACGAAACACAUUUAACAUUCAUUGUUGAAAGCAUUCU